Molecule: messenger RNA, 882 nt
Organism: Naegleria fowleri
Lineage: Eukaryota; Heterolobosea; Eutetramitea; Acrasida; Naegleriidae
Exons: 2
Coding region: 1-882 (293 amino acids)
Source: RefSeq, a predicted model, not a curated record
AUGUCAUCUGCCAAUCAUCAAUUCGCUCUCUUUGAAACUGCUCAUCACACUAAUUUGUACUCAAAAUUUAGACCCACUUAUCCUGCCGCACUGUAUGAUGAAAAGAUCAUGCCGAGAGUUUCAAAAACUUCCGAAAAACUUGUGAUUCUAGAUUUGGCUUGUGGCAGUGGACAAGCAACGUAUGAUCUAUGUCAGAGAAAUUGUAAAUUAAUUAUUGGAAUUGAUCCUAGCAUGAAUCAAAUUGCAAAUGCAUUGAAUCAUCCUCGUAAGAACUCAAUUCCUUCCGAUUGCAAAGUCUACUUUGAAGUUGCCGCUGCUGAAGAUUUGGAUCAAAUUGUUGAAAAGUAUAAGAGCGAAUUAUUGAAUGAACAACAACAAGAAGAUGGAGUGUUUGAUUUGAUCACUGUGGCUCAAGGUGUGCAUUGGUUUCAUUUUGAAAAAGUUUUUGAACUUGUCAAAAAGUAUUUGAAACGAGGAGGAGUAUUUUGUGCGUGGGGUUAUGGAGCGAAUGUUUUUGAGAAUGAACAAGCACAAAAACUGUUUGAUGAAUUUUAUAAUGGAGAGGAAUUGAGAGAAUUUUGGUCUGAAAGAAGACGAUAUUUAGAUGAGGCUUACUUAACCAUUCCUCACAUUCCUUAUCCUGAAAAUGCAGUCUAUGAGACAUAUUGGGACAAAACAAAAGUGCCAGUUGCUAAUUAUAUUGGAUAUUUAAAUACAUGGAGUGCAGUGAAUUCAUAUAGCGACAAAUACGGUAUGAUUGAACGUGAAAAGUUACUCAACAAUUACAAAUUGAAACUGAUGCAAGUAUUGGGAUUGAAGAAUGAUGAUGAUUUGGUAGAUUUCAAUUUGCCUUACGUUAUGGUGUCAACCAAAAAACCAUAA